AUGGCUGCAGCUUCCGAGAGGAGAGAGCUGAGCGCAGCCGCGUCCCGACGCCCAAGCGCGUAUCCUGCCGCAGUGCACAAAGAGUCCCGCCACAUCACCGUGCGCCGGCCAGCCCGCCCCCUCCGCCGCCCCGCCGGGAGAGCCGGGCGCCUCCGAAGCCGGAGGGGAGGCGGGAGGCGGGCGCCGAGCCGGGGGCGGGGCGGGGAGGGGCGGGGCUUCGGCGGGACAGGGGCGGGGAGCGCCGCGGAGCAUGCCCAGUGUGGCCGCGGCUCGCUCCGGGAGCUGCGCCGGCUUCGGCCUUCUGCACAGAGAGACCCGGUAAAGGACGGUCGGAAGCUGCAGCCAGCGAGUGGGCGGGGCGAGCAGGCCUGGGAGGGCUCAAAGGCGAGGUGGAAGGAUACAUGAGCCGCGGUCGGAACUACUUUCAGGAGGAGGUCACGUGUGGUCCUAGUUGGGGAACUUUCCAAAUUCCCAUUCCCCUCUGUGUGCUCCUGAGGUAGGAGCUUAGUCCCCUCUGCUCUAUUAGAUGAUCUUCCCCGCCCCCCUCUCCCGUGUGAGCUGCUGGACCCCUCUCUUCCCGGGUCGGAGCGGAGAAUAACACCCACGAGCCGUCCGCAGGAGCGCUGUCGGGGCCAACGCCUGGGGAGCUGGUUACACAAGCAGCCACAUCCAAGCACGUGCCCCCGCCACCCCUCUCUGCUGGCCGCCGCCGGUUUGUGCACGCUGACGCGGAGAGUCCCCAAGCUGUUCCUCCCUUUCGCUUGUAACCCAUAGAGCUAGCCAGAAGGCCGGGACACGAGAGUCCUGAUCUGGAUCUGCCCACACCGCGUGUUCCCACCCGUGGGAGAAGAGGCCGGGCGCUAGUGGGGGGUCGACGCGUCGCCUUCGCUUAAUAAGGUGAACCCUUUCUAGAUCUGUGCUCGCGGGGCAAAAGGGUAUCUCCUGUUGCUGCUGGCUGCUUGGGCUUACUGAUGUUGCAACAAACUUCCAGUCACUGCCCCUGAACUGGUGAGCGCGCCCCACCUACCGUAGACUCAGCCAAGUGACUUAUCUGAGCACCUAGUCAAUGGCUGUCAGCCCAGAACAAACCUGUCAAGUAAAAGCUUACUAGGGGAUUGGCUGACCUGUCGCGGUUGAGAGAGCUGGUUCAGAAAUGCUGAUAACUAAGCGUACAGCCCCUCCUCCCCCCACCAGCCAGCCACAAAGCUAGCGAUCACCUUGAGCUUGGAGAAAAAUGACAUCAACUCCAAUGUAGGCAUCUUGUGUGGCAUUACUCUUGAGUGUCUAAGAAGCUCCGAGAUCUUCCUCUAAAGAAAAAGAAAGACAUUCAUCCCUAAGCUUCCUGAUGCCUAGCUGGAGGAAAGGGAUCCCUUUCUGCUUCCAGAGCAUCACUCCAGAGCACAGGGAUGCAUAUCACCGUGCUGAAGUCCUGGACCGUGACCCCAGUCCACAAUCACCACCAAGUGAGGGAAGAAAGCUGAAAACCAGCUAGCUGCUACCCUGAGCAUCAGGCUCAGCUACUCUCCAGUGGCGAAUGAACAGACACGCAGUGCUGGCAGGUGUGUGGCCCCUCUGACAUCAGCUGACCACGCUGACAACAUCAGGGCUUGUUGGGAAUUUCUAAAUAAACUCCCACUUCCUUUCACAGCAUUAAAUAUGUUUCUGCGCA
Grammomys surdaster is the source of this 1669-nucleotide messenger RNA. It is a transcript of the gene Klln, whose product is annotated as killin, p53 regulated DNA replication inhibitor. The record is from RefSeq and is a predicted model, not a curated record. NCBI's taxonomy places the organism in Eukaryota, Metazoa, Chordata, Mammalia, Rodentia, Muridae.